Molecule: messenger RNA, 540 nt
Organism: Eimeria mitis
Lineage: Eukaryota; Apicomplexa; Conoidasida; Eucoccidiorida; Eimeriidae
Exons: 2
Coding region: 1-540 (179 amino acids)
Source: RefSeq, a predicted model, not a curated record
AUGGGAGAGGGAGACGAUCCCAGCGCCAUCGAGUUGCUGCUGCAGCUACAGAGAAGAAGCAGCAGGAUAUGGGUGCAGCAGCAACAAGCAGCAAAACAGCUGGUUGCUGCUGCUGCUCCUGCUGCUGCUGCUGCUGCCGCUGCUGUGGCAACCGUCUCGAGUGUUACCCCUCUCAGCAGCAGCAGCAGCAGCAGCAGCAGCAACAGCAGCAGCAGCAACCGCCGACGCUUCUCCUGGCCUAACACCACCCAUUCAUUAGCUAAACCACCGCGGCGAGCGCAGCAGCAGCAGCAGCAGCAGCAGAAACAACAGCAGCAGCAGCAGCAGCAGCAGCUCAGCAAGCGCGCAACAUACUACCAGCAGCAGCAGCAGCAGCAGCAGCAGCAAGAGCAGCAGAAGCUGUCUUCGCAGGGGGACGCUGACCCCGUUUUUCCCGCAGGAAAUUUCAACGCUAGCAGCAGCAGCAGCAGCAGCAGCAGCAGCAGCAGCAGCAGAAGCAUCAGCAGCAGCAGCAGCAGAGGCAGCAGCAGCAUCCUGUAG